Molecule: messenger RNA, 3420 nt
Organism: Dermacentor albipictus
Lineage: Eukaryota; Metazoa; Arthropoda; Arachnida; Ixodida; Ixodidae
Gene: Nsun2
Product: tRNA (cytosine(34)-C(5))-methyltransferase Nsun2
Biological process (GO): tRNA methylation
Cellular component (GO): nucleus; cytoplasm
Molecular function (GO): tRNA binding; tRNA (cytidine-N5)-methyltransferase activity
Source: RefSeq, a predicted model, not a curated record
UGGCGGGGACCGAGCUGCCGGACCGGCGUGCUGGCAUGCGCUGGCAUGCCUCUUUCCGUCCUGCGCUUUACUGAACGACGCUACGAGAGAUUUGCCGCCGCCGCCGCUCACGUUUGUUUUGCGAUUUUCGUAAACUGUUCUUUCCUUCUGUGCUGCGUGAGUGCCUACAGCCAAGGGCGCCCAACAUGCCCUCGUUCUGUGCAGCAUUCGGCUGCGCGAACACACGCGGGCGAGACGAUGUGGUGUUUCACAGGUUCCCGAAGCACAAGGAGCUUGCAGUGCAGUGCGGCACAGGAUAUAGUUCCAGAAAAAGAAUGGGAUGACUUUAUGGCUGCUCUACGUCGUGGACUGCCUGUGGCAUUCAGAAUUACAGGCUUUCUUCCGGAGUCCAAACACUUGCUGAACGUAAUCAAAAGUCAGUACUUUGCAGAACUAUUAAAUGUCGGAGGAGAUGAAGUAAAGGCAGGAAGACCAUCCAAUCUGACAUGGUAUCCAAAUGAACUGGCAUGGCAACUUGAUUUGUCUCGCAUCAUGAUACGGAAAUCGGAGGCAUAUGCACGGCUCCACAGUUUCCUGAUAUCAGAAACGGACACAGGUAACAUUACACGACAAGAAGCAGUAAGCAUGAUUCCACCUCUUCUGCUUGACGUCCAGCCCCACCACAAGGUUCUGGACAUGUGUGCUGCUCCUGGCUCCAAAACAGCUCAGGUGAUGGAGAUGCUGCAUGGGCAUGUGAACACGAUCCCAGAAGGCGUUGUGGUGGCCAAUGAUGUGGACAACAAGCGCUGUUACAUGCUGGUGCAUCAAGCUAAGCGGCUACACUCCACCUGCUGCCUUGUUACUAAUCAUGAUGCAGCUGCCAUGCCAAACAUGUAUCUUUCCAAAGAGGAUGGAUCCCAAGAGGUUUUAAAAUACGACAGAAUUCUUUGCGAUGUCCCUUGCAGUGGAGAUGGGACUUUAAGGAAAAACAUCGACCUGUGGAGGAAAUGGAAUGUGGCUAAUGGAAACAGCAUUCAUGGCCUGCAGGUGCGCAUUGCACGCCGUGGCCUUGAGCUUUUGGUUGAAGGGGGCAUAAUGGUAUACUCAACGUGUUCUAUGAACCCCUUGGAGAAUGAAGCAGUCAUCUCGAGCCUUUUGCUUCAGUGUGAAGGAACGGUAGAGCUGGUUGAUGCCAGGAGCAGUUUGCCGGGCUUAGUGAGCAGCCCAGGCCUCUGUACAUGGAAAGUUUCCAGUAAAGAUAUGGCAGUUUACUCUUCAUUUGGUGAAGUUCCAGAGAGAUACCACACACAAAUCAGGGCACACAUGUUCCCUCCAUCAUCUGAGGUGGCUGCACAGUUGAAAUUGGAGCGCUGCAUAAGAAUCCUUCCUCACCAGCAAGACACAGGUGCAUUCUUUGUUGCUGUACUAAAGAAAACGGCACCGAAACUGCCAUGGGAAUCUCAACAAAAAGACAAAGGCCUAGGCUUCAGAAGUACAGUGACACAUGUGAGGGUGACCAGGCAUUACAAGGAUGGACAGAAUGGAACUGAUCAUGAAGAGAAGCAGGAUACUAAAGAGGACAGAAGUGUAGCCCCAAGGAAGAAACGAAGGAUCCAGGGUUACAAAGAAGAUCCUUUUGUGUUCCUUUCAGAAGAUGACAAGAUUUGGAAAGCAGUACGAGAUUUCUAUGAAGUGGACCCAGCUUUCCCUAACCAGCAGCUGUUGGGCCGUUGUCAACAAGAGAAUAAGCGCAACAUCUAUCUUGUAUCUAAGACCGUGAGGAACAUUAUUGAAUUGAACCGUGAAAGAAUCAAGAUCAUCAACACGGGUGUCCGGGUUUUUUGUCGUUGUGAGGGAAAAGAAGAGUUGGCAUGUGACUUCAGGGUUUGCCAAGAGGGCCUUCCUACAGUGCUGCCUUACUUGAACAAGAGAAAGCUGACUAUGAGCAGGCAAGACCUUUAUGUGCUGCUUACGGAGGAAUAUCCACUGGAGUCACAGUUUUCACCUGAACUGCAGGAGCAGCUGAAAGACCUUGAAAAGGGAUGUGUGCUGCUUGUCUACACCUCAUUUCCAGGGACUGCAGAUGAAUUCCAGCUAGUCCUGGCUGGGAGAAGAGGAAAGGCAACGCUGAGGUGUUAUGUAGCUAAGCAAGAAAGGGUGCACUACCUUCGCGUAUGUGGCUACGAUGUUUCUGAGUAUGAAAAGCGUGACAGAAAGAAGAAGCCAGAGGACAACCUCAAUAUGGAGGUUUUGGGAGCUGGGGACUCAGCCAAGGAUGCACAAGAAGCAACACAAGAAAAAACAGAAGACAGUUGUAAAGCACAGAAUAAUGACUAGGCACAUUUUUGAUAGCUAUUAGAACGUCCAUUUCCUGUGGCCUUUCUUACUCGUUUGGGACCAUGGUCUGUAUCUCACAAAAAGUGACUUAAAAGUUAUCUCGCGACGCGAGGGUCUGCUGAUGAAGUGUGCUGUAUCUGGUAUGCCAUAUUAUGUGGGAGCCUUGCUGUAAUCAGAAUGUGGCCUCCAGGGAGCAGAUUCUAAUGACUUGUCCUUCAGCUCAUUGACUGGCAUCUAAAAUGGUGUAACACACCUGCACCUUACACCGAUUCACAGUGCUGCAUGUAGGCCACUUGUAGGUUACUUAAAAUAAUUCAGUUACCUUUCUGUUAUAGUUUUAGCUCUGCCUGACAAACUUGCCUACUUUUAAUGAAGCUCUGCAGAAUUAUUCUGACCAUAAAUCAUUUCACUUCAAAAGAUUCUUUGUACAAUCUUAAGCCCAAAUUAAAAAAAUAAAUAAAAUAAAAUUGAUACGCACAUACAAAAUUUGUUAACUUAAUUAGAAAUUGAAGCAGAUGCAUUUCAGACAUCUAGUGAACACUAGCAAUGAGAACAGCCCAUUUUAAAAUGUGUACUGGAAGUUUAGGUGGACUUGAAGCCAUAGACAGCACCUGUGCCUUCUGUCAGUGUCAUUUUGGGACACAUGCCAAUGCUACCCAAAGGCACAGGCUGCCUAGCUUAGAGCUGGGCAGGUUUGCCUGAUGUUGACUUACUGCAUCGUGAGGAAGAAAGCGUGGGCAGCUGCCAGAAGAUUGAGUUUGGUUACAUUGCUCUUAGUUUGGAGAAAUAGCCUGGAGAAGGGGGGAGGGGGGGGGCAAGAAGGGGUUAUCCAGAGAAAACAAGGCAUGCUUCAUGUUGGAGUGGCAGGCAGUGCCCUUUGUGCCACCAUUGGACUCUUUCUUUUGGUAUCUUAAUGUUUAUUUGUGCCUGCUGUUCCUUCUUGCAUUUGUUGAGUUUAAGGAAAAAAUGUGUAGAGUGUGCACGCAAGCAAUUGGCAGUAAGCAUCAUCUCAUGUUACAUCCGUAGCCAAAAGUCAUCACUGCAUGUUGCUCUGGUCUGCGAGGAGUGUGUGUUGUUGGAACGGAUUAAAAUGCUAAACUGUCA